UAUCAGAAACGUCACAGUGUUUACCCGGAAAUGAGAACCUGCUCCAACUGCUGCUGUCAAAAUCUAUAAUUGAGCAAUUUCUGACCGUUUUUAGCCCAGCUAAAUUAUACAUUAUCAUAUAGUUUGACUGAAAUUCACUGAUUCGAAAUGUACAGCGGACUGUUGCCGAAAGGUUUAACCGAAGACGACCUCAGUCCAGAUGACGAGGAGGAUGAUGUUGAGGAGAAGAGGGAGGGAGAGAAGUGUGAGAGCUCUGCUGAAAAGUUGAGCUCUGCCGGGGAAAACACAGUCUCAGUAGUGGAGGCUCAUUCGACUCACACUGCCUGUGAUGCAGACAGUGAUUCCCCGACAUGCAGUAUGCCUGGUAUAUCCCAGGAAAUGUGGCAAAAAUUCCAGGAUCUACGAAAGAAAAAUGAAGAAAUUAAGAUAAUGAAGGUCCCCAGAAGAGGAAAAAGAAGACGGCACAAGAAAGGAACAAAGAGUGAGGAAUCUACAGAGACAAGCAGUGAGCAUCAGGAGGAGCAGGAGAAGCACUGGGAUGAGCUUAAGCAGCAUUUUGGUGUAAAUGAUCGAUUUCAUCCCCCUGCAUGUUCCAAACCCCCUCCGAAGUCCGGCCUAGAAAAGAGCAUAGAGGGGGCCAUAGCUGAAGGGGACAUUGCAAAGGCGGAGGAGAUGAGCGACAGACUCGCCACUCGAGAGCUGGCUGUGAAAAUCGCUCAAGCCGCUGAUUGCCGUGACUUUGUGCAAGGCAAACAGGAAGAGGAAGCUUUGAGGGCAGCGCAGAAAAGGAAGAACCAAAUAUCCUGGGGGUUUGAGGCUAAAAGACGAUGGGAAACCAAAAGCAACAUGGGCUUCAUGUGACAAACACGGAGGAAGAGGAGAACCACUGUUUUUUUAAUUCUUUUUAAGUUAAUUUGAUAAAAGUAGGGGUUUUUUUAUGGCGCACUGAUCCUGUUUCAUUUUAUUCUCUUUGUAUAUUUGGAAGACUUCUCAGCAUCAGAGUGUGAGGGUGGAAAAGUCACACAGUUGGCUGAGGAAAAACCAAUCCAGAGAAUACAAGAGAGUGAAAAAAUUAUGGAGCAUUCAAAUUAAUUCCUAAGGCGCCCAUUGGUGUCUGCAUUGUGUUAUUUUUCAUUACAUUUCAGUGAUUUGAGCGUUCUGGCCUUUUUUUCCCCCCCUUCAAAUUAAAUCUGGUGUACAUUA
Molecule: messenger RNA, 1203 nt
Organism: Cottoperca gobio
Lineage: Eukaryota; Metazoa; Chordata; Actinopteri; Perciformes; Bovichtidae
Gene: fam204a
Product: family with sequence similarity 204 member A
Exons: 7
Coding region: 148-861 (237 amino acids)
Source: RefSeq, a predicted model, not a curated record